Messenger RNA from Sipha flava (yellow sugarcane aphid), 2452 nucleotides. RefSeq names its product cyclin-dependent kinase 4-like. Gene Ontology annotation, molecular function: ATP binding; cyclin binding; cyclin-dependent protein serine/threonine kinase activity. The transcript has 9 exons. Gene Ontology annotation, biological process: signal transduction; regulation of G2/M transition of mitotic cell cycle; regulation of gene expression. The record is from RefSeq and is a predicted model, not a curated record. Gene Ontology annotation, cellular component: nucleus; cytoplasm; cyclin-dependent protein kinase holoenzyme complex. The coding region runs from base 954 to 1910 and encodes 318 amino acids. NCBI's taxonomy places the organism in Eukaryota, Metazoa, Arthropoda, Insecta, Hemiptera, Aphididae.
GCACCGGGACAGUGGUAAAUCCUGUAAGCACAACGACUUAUGUUGCACGGAAAUGGUAGCGGAUCGUGUUCAAAAUAUCAGUCAGCUGUUCGGUGUUUUGUUUGCCAUCGACCGCAGCAACCGACGGGCCGGUAACCAUGGUAACAACAGUGUGCCGGUAAACCGGUUGACCCAGUAGUCAGGGCAGCCUAACUUUCGAUCCUGGCUUUGUCGGCCGUUCGGCGUGGCGUUUCGUGUCGGACCAUGGAACUUACGAGAGCCUACGAGCCGUCGCCAGUGCGGUCGCGCAACCGUGUCGAAUCCCAUGAGACUGAGGCAGCCCGAUCCUGAACGACCGGCGACGGAACUGGUUGCGGUUUGCGAACCCCUGGAAAUGAAAUAGGUGUUUUUCACGGCCAACGGACUUAACAGCCGCCUGACGUUCACGCACACCCCUGAGGCCGUACCACCACUACCACUACCACCACUGCCGCCACCACCACCACCACCAUCAGAAUCGGCAGCAGCCAGCAACAAUAGUAGUAGGUACAGCCACUGCCAUCAUUGCCGCCACCACAGCCACCAUCAGCAACAGCAGCAGCAGUUGCAUUGAAUAGUCCCCAUACUGUCUCUGUGUGUGUGUGUACAUGUGUGGUUGUGUGCGCGCGCAUAGGAAUCCACCGGAAGUGCGUUGUCGUCGACCAAACGUGCCAGGUCCAUCGAGUGAAACCAACUCUGCGUCCUAAAGGUUUUUCGUCUCAGAUCUUGUCGUCUGCCGACGGAUUCUCUACGUUAUCCUGUUGCUCCACAGGUGGUUGCCCAAAGGAUUUCGCGUGAUCCGUGUCAAGGACGUUCUGUUGUGAAACUCUCGCUCAGUGUGUAUAUGCUUGAUUCAUAUAUUAGGUUAGGCAUUCCCGGCUGCGAUCUUGUCCGGACAGUUGAUCAGCACCGAAACUCUUCUGCCAGCCUUCACAAUGGUUGCACCGCUGUCCCGAUUGCAGGCAAAGACAUUUCCAGCCAUGUCGUCCAUGCUUCAGGAAAAGGAAAAUUAUGAAGAACUCAAUCAGAUUGGAAAUGGUGCGUAUGGUACCGUAUACAAAGGACGUGAUCUUGUCAACAAAGGAAAAUUUGUCGCCAUGAAAAAGAUUAAAAUCCCCUUAGCUCAGGAUGGUGUACCUAUGACUACUUUGCGUGAAAUUGCUUUACUCAAACAACUUGAUCAGCAACAACAUCCAAAUAUUGUCAAGCUUUUGGAUGUGGUACAUGGUCCUCGACUAUAUAAUGAAAAAUGUAUGACCCUUUAUUUGGUAUUUGAACAUAUUGAACAAGAUUUAGCCACCUAUAUGGCACGAUGUCCAAAACCUGGAAUGUCUUCUGAAAUCAUUAAGAGUAUAAUGCGACAAAUAUUAUCAGGAGUAGAUUUUCUUCAUUGUAAUCGAGUUGUUCAUCGUGAUCUCAAACCACAAAAUGUUUUAGUGUCCAGUGACCUCAGAAUUAAAAUUGCUGAUUUUGGAUUGGCCAAAAUUUAUGAUUUUGAUAUGAAAUUGACUUCAGUUGUUGUAACAUUAUGGUAUCGAGCACCUGAAGUCUUACUAGGUUUACCUUAUGCCACUGCAGUUGAUGUUUGGGCAUGUGGGUGUAUUAUGGGAGAGAUGUACAAAUUAACUCCAUUAUUCGAUGGCGAAUCAGAAGCUGAACAGUUAGAUAGGAUAUUUAGGGUGAUUGGUCUACCAUCUGUUUUAAAUUGGCCAAAGAAUGUUUCUUUGUUAAGGAGUUCCUUUGAAUCUUAUCCACAAACUUGUUUGAAGACUGUAAUUCCUGAAAUAUGUUCAAAAGGAGAAGAUUUACUAAUGAAAAUGUUAAUGUUCGACAGUACAAAACGAAUAUCAGCUCGAGAUGCUUUAAAACAUCCAUAUUUUAAUGAAAUAUAAAUUUGAUUGUAUCUACCUUGGAGACUAUUAAUAAGUAUAUUUUAAUGCAUGCAGAUACUUAGUUUGUGUUAGUCAGUCCAAGGCAACGUGUAAGUUAUUAUACUCAACAGUAUUGCAAGUCUUGAAGAAAAAAUAGCAUUCCUAAUUAGCAGUUAUAAUUUGAGUUUCAGUAUGAUUAAUCAUUUGCUACGUAGAUAGUAGAACAGUUACCAAAAUAUUAUAGCCAGUGCAUAUUUGUUUACCAACUAAUUAAUUUUAAGAUCUCUGAUUAAGUUGUAUCCAACUUUGGAUCUCUAAAUAUAGUAACCGACAAUCCAAUUUGAAAAUAAUUUUUAAUUUUGCUCAAUGACUACAUCUUUAUAAUCAGUGAAUCAAAAGACUUGCCAAUUUUCUGUCUUUACUGACAAAUAUCAGUGUUCACUUCCUUUUGUCUGUACUUGUAUAAUUUAAGGUUUUUUUUAGAACUUUUUGUGCACUGAUUGGAUAAUAGUGCUAAAAUGCAUUUUUAUUUAUAUAUUUGUAAAUAUUUUAUCUUAUGUAUU